This is a messenger RNA of Xenopus laevis (African clawed frog), 3734 nucleotides long. It is a transcript of the gene rcsd1.S, whose product is annotated as RCSD domain containing 1 S homeolog. NCBI's taxonomy places the organism in Eukaryota, Metazoa, Chordata, Amphibia, Anura, Pipidae. The record is from RefSeq and is marked provisional.
UGGGAAGCUGAGCAGUGAGCCGUCCCUAUUGCUCUUGCCCCCUCUCUGCUACUCUGCACCCUGGGAAGUGCACUAUCUGUUUAGAUUGGUGUCUAUAUUUAAACAUUCAUUGCCUCCCCUCCCCUCUGUCCUCCUCUCUCUCUCUCUCUCUAGGGCUUUACUGGUGGGGAGGGUUGCUCUGCUAUCUGGAAGCUAUGGGACAUAGUUGCUAAAUUCUCAAGUGCAACCCAAGCGCCAGCACUCGUGGCCGAACUGAACUUGCACCGAAGAAUCGAGAGGGUCCCACAGGGUAGAGGAUACUUGGUGGGCCCUGAAGCCAGGAAGGAAAUGGAGGGGAAAUCAGCGGAUAUCAGUUCAGCGGAGGAGGCCCCAGUACCAUCAGUGGCAAAGCUUGCAGGGAUAUUUGGAGAGCAGCGCAACAGCCCCAGGAAAGAGAUACCCCCCCCAAAACCAACUCGAAGGAGACCCCCCUGCUCCCUCCCCCUAUACAAGCCAGAGGUCACGCACAAUGACGAAGAGAGAGUCUCCCCACCGGCUUGUCUGCAGUCUAAAAUCAAAGUGAAAAGUUCUCCCCUUAUAGAGAAGCUUCAGGCCAAUUUAGUUUUCCCUCCAGUUGUGCUUCUACCAGGUGGAGGAGGGUUGCCGAAGAGCCCUGGCCUGAAAGUUAUGACCUCUCCGUUCAGCAGUCCCCCAUUGACGCCUGGCAGCCCAGGAAUCCAGUCUCGUUCCAGCGAAUCAGAUGAAACUCCUGUCAGUUUUGAAAACCCACCAGAGGGUGCCCAUACCCUGAGUACAGCUAAGCUUCGUACAAAAGGCUCCAUAAAGCGCCGACCUCCGAGCCGAAGAUUCCGCAAAUCCCUGACAGAGUUUGGGACCGAGGAUGAGGUAGAGUCAAGCAAAACUGCAAAAGAAAACGGAGAGAAAACCCAAGACGCAGAUGAAGUCUUCAAUCCAAAGGAAAAGCAGAACAAGGAGGAAUCUGAGCUGCUUACUGAGACCCAGGAGGAAACAUCAAAGCCAACAGGAGAGUCAUCAGAAAAAAGUGAAGAAGAAAAGUCCGGAGAUGGGAAAGAAACAGAAACAGAGAGGGAAUCAGAUGCAAAUCAGGGAGAUGAAGAUACUAAAAAGGACUGUGAAAAAGAAACCACAGUAAAUGAAUCAGAUCCCAAAGAGCCGACCAUUGCGCCUACAGGGCCCACCAACAUAGAAACUACAGAAGAGAAGCCAUGUGACCUGUUGGGAAAGGAUGCGGAUGCAGAAGGAAGUAAAUCUAAUGGAGAGACCUGGACAAAGAAAAUUGAAGGCUUCACUGUGACCAAUAAAGGAGGGCAAAUGAUAUUUGUGACUACAAGCUUUGCUAAAUUCUCUGCUGUAUUCCCAGAAACGACUUACUAUAAACAUGGAUCAUGAGUGGGAUCCUCCUUGUGGGAAUUCAGAGGCACCUGAGUCUGUCCGACCCCCACGUGUAGGAAUCAAGGGCGUGCACUGUUCCUGCUGGGAAUAAAUGAUGAAUAUGAAACUCAAUGGAAGGAGACUGCCUUUUCAAAUGCUGCAGCACAUGUGGUGUUUAUUUACGAACUGUUGUUAUUUAUCAUUUUGGAGCAAAUUUGUGUAUCUUGGCUGGCACUGCAUUAGAAAGGGAUGGAAGAUCGUCGAUAUCCAGAGCACAAAGUACUAUGGCCUCACCUAUUUCUAAUUUAUAUCAGAUGUUCCUCUUAUCUGGGUCACAUUACAUAUUCAAAGAGUCGCUUGGGUUUUUUUAUGGAGUACAUAUGGGCAGCCCAAUGAAUAACGUAUUUCAAUCAACGGCAAAAUGUACUUGAACAUGCCAUUAGACUGCAAGAAGUAGAUUUCUGAUCUUCAGAAACCUCUGUUCAGUGCCAGCAUUCCACAAAAACCUAUAAUGCUUGCUGCCGAACUCAGUGUGGUCUUCUGGAUUCUGGAAAAAUCAAAACGUACUUGAACAUGCCACCAGACUGCAAGAAGGAGAAAGAAGGAGAUAUCUGAUCGUCAGAAACCCAUCCUCUAUUCAGUGCCAGGAUGCCACAAAAAAUGAUUGCUGCCAAAAUCAGCGUGAUCUUCUGGAUUCUGGAAACAUCUCCAAUGGCUUCAGAUAACUACCAUGUCGUUGGCUAAGGGCAACAGGGCAUCUUAGCUUCAGAAGAAGGAACCAAACAUUUGUUGCUCCUCAAGCUUUCAUUUUGUUCAGUCAAGGUCCUCUUUAGCUUGCAACAUGUAGACUACUCUUUCUUUCUAUUGUUUCAUGGCGACGCAUUUCACUCAACUCCACCAAUGUGUUGCCAAACAGGCUUUUAUACCCAUUUAGCUUCAGAUUUCACUGUUUGCUGCUUUUACAUACAAAAAGUAUGAAACGUGUUGUUGUGACUUUAUAGAGUGUAUAGACCAUCACAAGAUCUGCUUUACCCUGAUAGAAGUAUUAAUUGUUUUCUCCCGAGCGUUGCUGCUCAUCAAGCUCUUGUCCAGAGAAUAGGGUGACCAGCUGACCUUAGAUCCACUUGACAAUCAUUGAGGCACAAAUUGUGCCUCAAUCAAUACUGAGCCCCACAGUCAAACAGUCACAAGACAUAAGGAGCCUUCACACAUGCACUGGGUACAGACCACCACCAAUGGUAAUAAAGUUGCUUUCAAUUUUCAGGAUCAAGGUUUGAUUAGUCAAAUGGACGCCCACAUGAUCGUUCAGUUUAAUGGAAAAUGUAUUGUUUUUAGCUGAACUUCAAAAAAGACAGGUUGGGCACCCAAAUCAUUUUAUUAUAUUUUUAACCCCCAUCUUCUACCUCUAGAAAUGAAGAGGUACCAGAUCUUCUUCUAGCUUGGAUUGAAGUAACUGCAGCAGCACUCUGUUCUGUGAUAAAUGAUAUUUAUUCGUGCAUCGGCAACGUUUCGAGCUAUACCAGCUCUUUAUCAAGCCCUUCUUCUAGCUGUCACAGCAAAUAUCUUGGUUUAAUCGGACGACACAAUCAAAAUUAUAUGAAGUAAGUAGGCCCCUAGCUCUUGUGCAAGUACUGGCACCACUGACCGCUAGAAGAUACUGGGCCCCACAGCAAAAAUCAUUUUAGAGGCCCUUACAUUUUUUGACAUAUUUUAUAGAACUGCUUAUUAGUUAGUGCAUCACUAGGCCCCCUAUACCUCCUGAACCCCACAACAGUUAAGGUUACGCCCUUGCUUUGAAGGUGUUCGAAUUCGAUCUGUGGAGCCGAGUAAGCCGGACUGGCCAACUUCCAUCCCGUUCAAAAGAAAGCUGUCGUCACAUAAGGACCUCCAUUUUUAUAAUUCUAUUCAACAUUUAGCAAAAGCUUUAAUAGUGCUGUUGUUACACAGCCCUUGUGUCAUAUCACAUAGAUAUAUCAUGAUAAAUACUCAGAUGUGCAUGUCAGGGCCUAACAAUCAACUGUCACAGGUUCAUGUGUCAUUAGCCCAAGUGUUUCUGUACAAUUCACAAACACUGUAUUAUCCCAAUAGGCCUAUAAUUGUCACCUGUAUCAUUUAGAGCAGGGGUUGCAGCCUUCUACCUGCUGAUAAACACUUCGUUGGCUGCCUCAUGUGGGGGGUGGUGGUGCAAAUGGCUUAUAUUGUGCAAGUGAAAUGUGAAUAUUCUGCUACGGAAUUUUACAAGAUAAAGGGCUGAUUUUAUUGAGCUGAAUCUGAGCAUUUCAUUUAUAAACAGAAAAAACUUGACUGUAACAGAGUAAAUAAAUACUUACCAUUUGUACAAA